Molecule: messenger RNA, 6413 nt
Organism: Sebastes umbrosus (honeycomb rockfish)
Lineage: Eukaryota; Metazoa; Chordata; Actinopteri; Perciformes; Sebastidae
Gene: adamts5
Product: A disintegrin and metalloproteinase with thrombospondin motifs 5
Exons: 8
Coding region: 644-3334 (896 amino acids)
Biological process (GO): extracellular matrix organization; proteolysis
Cellular component (GO): extracellular matrix
Molecular function (GO): metalloendopeptidase activity
Source: RefSeq, a predicted model, not a curated record
UGCUUUUUCACGUCUAUUUAGAGCGAGCACAAGCGCGAGCCCGACGCUGACUUUCAUUGACUUAACGACCACAGGUGUCGCUGUUAACAAGCAUUUCUGAAACUUACAAAUAGUCCCUUUAAUGAGAAGGGGUCAUUGUGAGGUAUGAUUUAUUUAAGUUGAAAUCUUCUUUUUCCUCCUUCUCCACAUGAUUCAUGAGGAUUUGUUGAUGGACUUGCAACCUCUCUCUGCUGAGGCAAUGGGAAACACACUAGUGACAGCAUUGUUCAGGUUUCUCUCCUCCAGCACUUGACUUUACUCUGAUUUGAGGAAGAGAGAGAGAGAGAAGAGAAGAGAGAAGGGGGGGGGGGAGUGGUGAUUGAGCGCAAAGGGGGCAGGACUUUUUCUCUCCGGGUCCUAUUAAGAGCAAACUUUGUGUUUUUGUUCUCCAAGUUCAGCUCAGUGCUCUCCAGCUCUGCACACACAGUUUCUCUCUCUGCUGCUCUUUUUUUUCCAUUUUCCUCCUCUCUCCUCUGUUGGGUUUUGUUUGCUCGCCUGUUGGUUAUGGAUUUGGACACAGGGAGGAUGCACUUUUUCUUUUUGGAGGAACAAGUUGGGUUGUUUUAGUGGAGAUCCACAUAGAUGCUUUAUUUUGGAAUGAACAAUGGUGCGGAUCCUUGCAGCAGCUCUAGCCGAGAGCAUGCUCUGGUUUCGGCUACUGUUGCUGCUGUGCGUCGUGGAGGUGGAGUUGCAGCUUGGAGCUACUUCUUUCCAGGGUUUCUAUCUUCCACCUGCAACAGACGGGGUCGUGCGCACCGUUGACCGGAUUUACCACGCAGGAGGCAAGGUGGGCUACCUGCUCUACCUGGAUGGGAGCCGCUUCCAGCUGGACAUGGAGCGGGACGACUCGGUCCAGUCCGUGCUCCACAUGACGCCUCUGCAGAAGGAGUGCUUGUACCGAGGCACGGUGGACUCGAACCCCGAGUCCUUGGCUGUCUUCAACCUGUGCGGCGGCGGGCUCGAGGGCUUCUUCGCCGUGCGCCACGCGCGCUACACCAUCACACCUGUGGUGCGCGCUCCUCUGCAGGAUAAGAACGUUGAGAGCGCGCUGCACGUGUUCACGCGCGAGAGGUUCACCUUCGAGAACGCGCGGGAGGCACGCCAGAGCUGCGGGACAAGAGAUCGAGCACGCAGGGAUGCGCGCGGGACAGGUAGACAUCGGAGGAGGAAGAGGUCGGUGUCGCGCGCCAGGCACGUGGAGCUGCUCCUGGUGGCAGACGACACCAUGACCAAGAAGUACGGAAAGGACCUGAACCACUACCUGCUCACCUUGGCCUCCAUCGCCUCCAAGCUGUACGGACACGCCAGCAUCGAGAACCCCAUCCGGCUGUCGGUGGUGAAGGUCACCGUGGUGGCUGAGAAGGAGAAAGGACUGGAGGUGACCAAGAACGCUGCAGCGACGCUCAAGAGCUUCUGCAAGUGGCAGAACCAGCAGAACCCGCUGGACGACGACCACCAGCAGCACCACGACGCAGCCAUCCUCUUCACCAGGCAGGACCUCUGUGGCCACCACUCCUGCGACACCCUGGGCAUGGCGGACGUCGGCACCAUCUGCUCUCCGGAGAGAAGCUGCGCCGUCAUCGAGGACGACGGGCUUCACGCUGCGUUUACCGUCGCGCAUGAGAUAGGUCACCUGCUCGGCUUGUCCCACGACGACUCCAAGUUCUGCGAGGAGCGCUUCGGGGUGAACAGCGACAAGCGACUCAUGUCCUCCAUCCUCACCUCCAUCGACGCCUCCAAACCGUGGAGCCGCUGCACCUCUGCUACCAUCACAGACUUCUUCGACGACGGCAAUGCCGAGUGCCUCCUAGACACCCCCCGCGUGCCCCUGUUGGGCCCCGAGGAGCUCCCGGGGCAGAGCUACGACGCCGUCCGCCAGUGCCGCCUGGCCUUCGGCCCCGAGUACACCGUCUGCCCGGGCAUGGACGUGUGCUCCCGCCUGUGGUGCGCCGUGAUCCGCCAGGGCCAGAUGGUGUGCCUGACCAAGAAGCUGCCGGCGGUGGAGGGGACGCCGUGCGGGAAGGGACGCAUCUGCCUGCAGGGGAAGUGCGUGGACAAGACCCGCAAGAGACACUACUCGGCGUCCAACCACGGCAGCUGGAGUUCCUGGGGUCCUUGGGGUUCGUGUUCCAGAACGUGCGGAGGCGGGGUGCAGUUCGCCCAGCGCCUGUGCAACAACCCGCCGCCGCGGAACAACGGGCGCUACUGUACGGGGAAGAGAGCCAUCUAUCGGUCCUGCAGCGUCACAACAUGUCCAGCAUCCAAUAAGAGUUUCCGUCAGGAGCAAUGCGAGGUGCGCAACGGUCCCCAGACAGAUCCUAAAGGGGUGAAGACGUUCGUCGAGUGGGUGCCGAAGUACGCAGGAGUCCUCCCUAAAGAUGUGUGCAAGUUGACCUGCAGAGCAAAAGGAACAGGAUACUAUGUGGUGUUCUCUCACAGGGUGGUAGACGGGACGGAGUGUCGUCCUUACAGCAGCUCGGUGUGCGUGAAAGGGAAGUGUAUACGGACGGGCUGCGACGGCAUCAUCGGCUCCAAGCUGCAGUUUGACAAGUGUGGUAUAUGUGGAGGCGAGAGCACGGGGUGUAUACGCGUUAUGGGCAACUUCACCAAGAAGAGUAAGGGCUACACUGACGUGGUUAAGAUCCCUGCAGGCUCCACCCACAUCAAGGUCCGUCAGCACAAGGCCAAGGACCAGACCCGCUACACGGCCUACCUGGCCCUCCGACGGCCCAGCAACGAGUACCUCCUGAACGGCAAGUUCAUGAUCUCCACGUCCGAGACAAUCAUCCCGCUCAACGGUUCCGUGCUCAACUACAGUGGCUGGAGCCAAAGGGACGAGUGGCUCCACAGCAUGGGUCCCGGAGCCCUCCAAGAAUCCCUGGUGAUCCAGAUUCUAGCGACGGACGCUAAAAAGCCCCUGGAUGUUCGUUAUAGCUUCUUCAUGCCCCGCCGGCAGCAGCCGUCAGCUCCGCUCAUUCUUAACCUAAAGUCGACCCCCACACAGAGCACCACGACAGUCUCAACCACGACGAGAACCACCACCAGAAGCACCACUACAUCUUCCCCUGCUCCCUCUGUCCUGGUCCCGGGGCCACCAACAGCUCCAGGUCCCUCCACCCCAACCCCGGGGCCCCAUUGGGCAACUGGGUCCUGGAUGACCUGCUCCAGGACUUGUGACACUGGCUGGCAGAGCCGGACGGUGCAGUGUAAGGACCAGGAUGGCAAACUGUCCAAGGGCUGCACGUUAGGCGCCCGACCCUCCGCCUUCAAACACUGUCUGGUGAAGAAAUGUUGAGGAAAAAUGAUUCGCGAGACAAAAAGCAAUUCGUAGGAAGAACUAUAUUCCGUACGUCUGAUAAAGGUCUCAAGUGCUGGAUGUAGGACCUUAAACAUGACUGUGAAUGUUGGCUGAAAGCGCCCGGACCAGAUACACAGAGACUCAGAGACAGAUUGUCGUGGAUGUACCUGACUAUAUGCCAGAGGGAUGUCCUGGAAUCACAGUAGCUAUGCAGCGCACAAGAGGACCGUGUCCGUAUGAUGGUGACAAGUAUCGCCCCUGGCAUAGCUAAGGACUUAAAGUGCAUGUCAUUUCCACAUGGACAGUAACUGAUUGUCUUUACUUCAGUCUCCAAACCCCUGGAGGCUUAGCGUGUGUUGCCCUGUAAUGGCAUGCCUGUCGUGUUUUUAUUUUUAUGCUAUUCCAUGUGUUCUAAUCACUGUGGGGAUUUGGAAGUCGCACCCCUUUGUCUUUUGUCAUGAGUGUGUCCGAGACAAGAGCCCCAACGAUGGGAAGCACUCGUUAUUCACCCUCAUCAUUUCUGCCCGAAUCGUAACCCUGUCCCACGUCCGUCGUACUACGUCCAAUAUUACUUCUGUAACUUGGACAUUUCAGUCACUGAACCGCAGGUAGACGUACCAUCCAGAAAAACUCACCGGAUGGUAGGCAAUCUUUGUAGCAAUCUUCGUAGCAACUAAGGUCAGUUCCAUGAGCGCAACCAAAAUGAUGGUCUCCUUCUCUUUCGAUUGCCUACCAAUAUUCUUCCCAUUAAGAAUUUUAUGAGUCACUCGGUGACCAAUAUGUCCAAUUUACAGGAGAUGUCCAUAACGUACGAUGGUCCUGGAUCAUAUGCGCCGACUACAAGCGUACAAGUGUGUCUUUAUUUGACUGAUCUGUCCAGCUGAAUACCGAAAAGGCAUCGCAAGAAGGGACGACUGAUCACAAACUAUUUCCCGUAGUGGUGACCAAGAACGAAUCGGUAAACCCAGACUUUUGGUUAAUGGACAUUGCAUUGCAUCCCACGUCCAGUCAGUCUUAAACUGUUCAGAUACUUCUCUGUUUGCGUUCUUGAAAAGCUUCUCCGCUCCGCGACAACUCUUCGUUUACCCCGAAGACGAUGGAAAGGGAGUAUACGGUGGCCUUCAUAGGACAAACGGUUAAAUCGACCAACGGGGCAAAGUAACCUCGACACUCCUUAACAUUUAUGGAGGUUAAUGAUGACUCACAAGUUUGGGGCAAUGCUUGAUUUUUGGUGCGUGUGUGUAGUGCGAGUGUGUGUGUUAUGCGCUAGCACAUUCAUGUACCCAGGCCUGUGUUUUAAGCACAUACAGUAUGUACCGUGAACAUGUGUGUGUCUUGAAGCUUCGUCACUCUCAGUUCCGUUUGUAUCAGUCAUUAUGCUGGUGCUGGGAGGUUUACGACCCUCGCGUUUUAUUGUGGCGGUCAAUAUCUGUUUUGUUUGUCUGUUUAUCUGUUUAGGAAGCGAUGCUAAUAUGACAAUGUGUGCCCUGGAUACUCGCAACGACAGCAAGGGAGAUACUAAUGCAGUCAUUAAUGUCCUUUUGCAAUUCAACUCUUUCUUUUCAUCACUCAUUCUCUAUUUUACUACUUUACAUCCUGUAUUUUCAAACGAUUGUUUUAAUCUGUUUCCAAGCCUGAUGGGUGGUGUUGGCCACAUUACAACAAUUCAGAUUUUAAAGGGUCAGUUCACCCUAAAUAAAAAAAUUUGCCCAUGUUUUAAGAUAUCUAUAGAAACUUAUAAAUCCAGAAACAAUGCCUCGGUUACUUCCGACAAUCCACAAAUUUAACUGUCAACAAUUUCUUUGGAACUACUUUCUGCUGAAGAAAUAGUCCCAAAUGACUUCUGGGGGGCACUGAUUCUGGAAAAAGAUGUUGCUGUUUAAUUAAAAAAAAGUAGUUUGACAUUUUGGAAAAUAAGCUUAUUCAUUUUCUUGCCGAGAAAUAGACGAUAAGAUUGAUACCUCACAUGCCUGUCCUUUUAAAUAUGAAGCUAGAGCCAGGAAACGGUUAGCAUAGCUUAGCAUAGAGCCAGGAAAUGGUUAGCAUAGCUUAGCAUAACGACUUGAAGUAAGGGGAAACUGCUAGUCUAGAUCUGUCCAAAGAUUAAAAAUAUGCUCACCAACAUCUCUUAAUUAACGCGCCAUAUUUUGUUUAUUUAGUCUGUACAAAAAUGUGAAGUGUAAAAAUGACGAUUUGCCAUUUUGUUUCCAUUUUUAAUGCUAAGCUAACAGGCUGCUGACUCUAGCUUCAUAUUGGACGGACAUAUUCGAGUGUGGUAUCAAUUUUCUUGUCUUACUCUCAAGAAAGUGAAACGAAAUGUCAAACUACUGGUUUAAGUUUUGUAAUUUGGGUGAACUAAUUCUUUAAAAUCCUCCACCAAAUCUCACAAUAUCAUACUUGAUUAAUUUAAUCAAGGAUGCAUUCAGAGUGUGGACAAUGUACGUUACAUAUCAAAUGGACUUUUUAAAACAUCCUCCUGUUAUUUAUGUCCAACAACCGUUACUUUUCCUGUGUGGCAAACCUCACCCAUCUGGCACCUGUGCAGGAGAAAACAAACCAUAAGAAAGGUUUUCAGAUAGUACAUGACCCAGGUCAACAUACCACUCACACAGCGUUCUCGCCUCUUCCCUCACACAUUCAGAUUUAUUUACACAAUGUAGACAUUUUUGUACAAUGAGUAGAUCUUUCAUAUAUGUGUUAGUAUUCAACCAUAUUUACACAGAAAUGUACACAUACAGACACACUGAAACAACAGUUACACAGCAGAAACCUCACACACGCUCCACACAUACAAUCACACAACCUACUCUGACUCUUCCAGCGGGGGAAACCCGCUCUCGCUGAACGACAGAAACACAGCACUGAACUUGUAAUUUAUUGUUUGUACAACUGGUAUGUGUGUGUGUGAAUAAAAACAACAAUGAGAUGAGUUUUAUUUAUUAUAGUAAUUUUGUAUCAAAUUACUAUUUAACUUAGGAAAUACGACUGUGCAAAAUCAUUCCUUUGUAAGAAUAUAGUGUUUCUUUUCUAGUCAUCCACAUGAAUAUAUGUACAUAAAAUCUAUAUAUUUAAAUAU